Messenger RNA from Anastrepha obliqua, 1098 nucleotides. RefSeq lists its product as uncharacterized. Gene Ontology annotation, molecular function: nucleic acid binding. Gene Ontology annotation, biological process: DNA integration. The record is from RefSeq and is a predicted model, not a curated record. Bases 1 to 1098 code for a protein of 365 amino acids. The transcript has a single exon. NCBI's taxonomy places the organism in Eukaryota, Metazoa, Arthropoda, Insecta, Diptera, Tephritidae.
AUGCGUCAUCAAAAUCUAGAAGCCACUAUUUGUGAGAUACGUCGCCUUUAUUGGGUACCACGCCUCAGGAGUUUGCUGCGCAGUAUAGUCGCCAAUUGCGCCAUUUGCCGCUUAAGAAAAAUCCAUGACGUAUCGCCAUUGAUGGGCCCUCUUCCGAUUGAUAGAUUAACUCCUUAUGUCAGGCCAUUCAGCUAUACGGGCCUCGAUUACUUUGGACCGAUAACAGUAACUGUUCGCCGCGCCAACGAAAAAAGAUGGGUGGUGUUAUUUACGUGCCUGACAGUCAGGGCUGUGCAUUUGGAGUUGGCUCAUGAUCUCAGCACUGACUCAUGUAUAAUCGUAUUACGCAACUUUAUAAAUCGUCGCGGCGUUCCCGUACGUGUGAGGUCCGAUAAUGGGAAGAACUUCGUCGGUGCUGACAUGGAAGCAAAGCGCUUCAGUGAAGUCUUCGAGUGCAAUCGCCUGCAGGGUGAGCUGUCGCAAAGGGGCGUAGAGUGGAUCUUUAACUCGCCUUUCAACCCGGCAGAGGGGGGCGCUUGGGAACGAUUGGUGCAGUGCGUCAAGAGGGUACUACGAUGCACUUUGAAGGAAACGUCGCCACGGCAGCACACGCUCAACUGCUUCCUAAUCGAGGCGGAAAAUAUUGUGAAUUCUCGGCCGUUGACGCACUUGCCCAUCUAUGUCAACCAGGAGCAUCCGCUGACUCCAAAUGACUUCCUUCUCGGUGAAGCCAACACACCGCGAACUCCGAUUGCCAGCGAAGUUCUGGAAACCAAAUGCUUUCUUCGACAACAGUGGCGUCUUGCUCGACAACUAAGGGACCAUUUUUGGAAACGAUGGAUAGCGGAAUACCUUCCGACAUUGACACGCCGGGUUAAGUGGUGCCAAAGAACAAAACCUCUGCAGAUAGAUGACCUCGUCUUCAUAUGCGACCCCAAUAUAUCUCGUCGGGACUGGUGUCGAGGCAAGGUGGAACGCUUGUAUGCAGCAGCGGAUGGUGAGGUCAGACGAGCUGACGUACGCACUUCGGGUGGAUUAAAGCGCCAUGCCGUCUCCAAAUUGGCAGUUCUGGACGUUGAUGAUGGUGAAUCGGGUUGA